UGAAGCUACCACUAGGGCCAUUCAAAAAAACUCCUCUUAUUAUAUAUAUUACAUUUUACAUAUAAAACCCCUCACAAAAUCUCACAACGCUCCUUCUCUCUCAUUUCCUAGCUGCGCCACUCACCCUACUACUCACAACAACAACAACACAAAUUCAAAUAUGGCUUUGCCGAACCAACAGACCGUAGAGUAUCCAAGCUUCAAGCUUGUUAUUGUUGGCGAUGGUGGAACCGGUAAAACAACAUUUGUGAAAAGGCAUCUUACCGGCGAGUUUGAGAAAAAAUAUGAACCAACUAUUGGUGUGGAAGUUCAUCCUUUGGACUUUUUCACUAACUGUGGGAAAAUCCGUUUCUACUGCUGGGACACAGCUGGGCAAGAGAAAUUUGGAGGUCUUAGAGAUGGAUAUUACAUCCAUGGGCAAUGUGCAAUUAUCAUGUUUGAUGUUACUGCCCGGCUGACAUACAAGAAUGUUCCAACAUGGCACAGGGAUCUUUGCAGGGUGUGUGAAAACAUUCCAAUUGUUCUUUGUGGGAACAAGGUUGAUGUGAAGAACAGGCAGGUCAAAGCAAAGCAGGUUACUUUCCACCGGAAGAAGAAUUUACAGUACUACGAGAUAUCAGCAAAAAGCAAUUAUAAUUUUGAGAAGCCUUUCUUAUACCUUGCCAGGAAACUAGCAGGGGAUGCUAAUCUGCAUUUUGUUGAAUCUCCUGCUCUGGCUCCCCCAGAAGUGCAAAUUGACUUGGCUGCACAGCAACAGCAUGAGGCUGAGUUGCAGCAAGCAGCUAGUCAACCCCUUCCUGAUGACGAUGAUGAUACAUUUGAGUAGAUUGUUGGGGAAUUCUUGUUGGCAGAGUUUCUUAUCAAAAGAUUUAUGAGAGUCCUUGAGCCAUUUUUCCAAUUGCUGGCAUCUGCUUUAUAUUGACAAUCAUAUAUUUUUGGUUGUAUCAUUUUGAGGAUGCCGGGUGUCGUACCAGUGGUGUGUGCUAUGUUUUGUUUUUACUUGUUUUUAUGUCUUUGGGAGUUUACAUAUGUGAUAUUUCUACAUAGAAGAAAUUCAGUGUCUUUUAAGUUUUGGAUUAAUUCAGUUUAUCGCCCAUGUGGCCCGGUUCAAAUC
This is a messenger RNA of Quercus robur (English oak), 1114 nucleotides long. RefSeq names its product GTP-binding nuclear protein Ran-3. Gene Ontology annotation, cellular component: cytoplasm; nucleus. The transcript has 8 exons. Lineage: Eukaryota; Viridiplantae; Streptophyta; Magnoliopsida; Fagales; Fagaceae. The coding region runs from base 161 to 826 and encodes 221 amino acids. The record is from RefSeq and is a predicted model, not a curated record. Gene Ontology annotation, molecular function: GTPase activity; GTP binding. Gene Ontology annotation, biological process: protein import into nucleus; ribosomal subunit export from nucleus.